This is a messenger RNA of Propithecus coquereli (Coquerel's sifaka), 1683 nucleotides long. It is a transcript of the gene TULP2, whose product is annotated as tubby like protein 2. The transcript is spliced from 12 exons. Gene Ontology annotation, biological process: protein localization to cilium. NCBI's taxonomy places the organism in Eukaryota, Metazoa, Chordata, Mammalia, Primates, Indriidae. The record is from RefSeq and is a predicted model, not a curated record. Bases 1 to 1683 code for a protein of 560 amino acids. Gene Ontology annotation, cellular component: cilium.
AUGUCUGAGGAGAAUGAGACAUGGAAGAAAGACAUCCUGGUGGAAGAGCUUGCCGCCUUGAGGCUGCAGAAGCUGGAACAGCAGUGGCGGCUGUUUGAGAAGAAGCAACGACGGAAGCGCCAAGAACCCCUCAUGGUUCAGGCCAAUCCUGAUGCUUCCCUGCGGCUCCGGCGACUGUGGCGGCUGGAGAAGCACCUCCGGAGUGAUAGCGCUCAGCAAAGGCUCCCAGGGCUCCUCGUUAGUCUGGAGAGGGGCCUUGAGAACCCUUUCUUCCAGGAGAGAGUGACAGAGGCACAUCUGAGCUGUGGUGCCUGCAGGGUCCCGCACACGGUGACCUGUGGUGGAGAUGGCAGUGGCGAGCGCGGUCCCCUGGCAUCGCCGACAGAAGCAGACGGUUCUGAUUCUGAGUUGGAGGAAGUCUGCCUGGAGGAUGUUUUCGUGUCUCCCACACCUGAUAAACAGCCUCCCAGAACUCCACGAAGGGGGGCCAGUGUGGAGGAGAAGAGUGAAUCCCAGGAUGUUGGAGAUGAAUUCCAGGUGCCCAAUGUGGGACCAAACCCUGGAAUGGACAGUGACCUGGGACCAAAUCCUGGAAUGGAUGGUGACCUGGGAACAAACCCUGGAAUGGAUGGUGACCUGGGAACAAACCUUGGAAUGGAUGGUGACCUGGGACCUGAAAACUUGACCUCCCACCAGGUGGAGAGAGGCACAGCUACUAAGGAUGCUGAAGACCUGGAAGAGAAGAAAGCGGAGUCGGAGUCUGCAGAGACCAACUCCCCAGCAGCAGCCAACCAGGAGGUGUCCAAGGCCCUGGAAGGCAGAGUUGGCGCAGGCAGAGUUGGCGCAGGCAGCAUCGAUGUGUGGGGCGUGGCCUGCCCGGCACCCGGCACCCCAGGCAGUCACAUGGGCGAGUCCAUGGAGGCGUAUGUGUUGCAGCCGGUGCUCCCGGGCCUCAAGUUGCAGUGCCUCAUCAGUCGCAACAAGCACGGAGUAGACAAGGGCACGUUCCCUUCCUACUUCCUCUUUCUGGAGGCGACCGAGGGCCGGAAGCACCUCCUCCUGGCUGGGCGAAAGAGAAAAAGGAGCAAAACCUCGAAUUACCUCAUCUCCAUGGACUCCACAGACCUAUCUCGGAAUGGGGUCUACUUUGUGGGCAAACUCAGAUCCAAUGUCUUCGGCACCAAGUUCACCAUCUUUGACAACGGGGCGAAUCCCAACAGGCAAAAUUUCCUCUUGCAGACUGCCCACAUCAGACAGGAGCUGGGAGUUGUGUGUUAUGAGACCAACAUCUUGGGAUCUCAGGGCCCUCGGAAAAUGACUGUGAUCAUCCCAGCAGUGGACAGCCAGAACCAGAGAAUCAUUUGUCAGCCACAAAAUGCACAGGAGUCGAUACUGAGUCGCUACCAACAGGAGGCCAUGCAGGGGCUAAUCCUACUGAAAAGUAAAACCCCGUUGUGGAGCGAGGAGAGCGGUUCCUACGUGCUCAAUUUUCAAGGUCGAGUCACUCGGGCCUCAGUCAAGAACUUCCAGAUCGUGCACCCAAAUAACCCAGGGUACGUGGUGCUCCAGUUCGGCCGUGUGGCCCAAGACAUGUUCACCAUGGACUUCUGCUACCCGCUUUGCCCGCUCCAAGCCUUUGCCAUCUGUUUGUCCAGUUUAGAUGGGAAGCUGGCGUGUGAGUAA